This is a messenger RNA of Vollenhovia emeryi, 2720 nucleotides long. RefSeq names its product PDZ and LIM domain protein 3 (gene Zasp66). The record is from RefSeq and is a predicted model, not a curated record. Gene Ontology annotation, cellular component: stress fiber; Z disc; filamentous actin. Gene Ontology annotation, molecular function: muscle alpha-actinin binding; actin binding. Gene Ontology annotation, biological process: muscle structure development; actin cytoskeleton organization. Lineage: Eukaryota; Metazoa; Arthropoda; Insecta; Hymenoptera; Formicidae. Bases 334 to 1305 code for a protein of 323 amino acids. The transcript has 7 exons.
CUCUCUCUUUCUCGCUUUCAGCUCAGGGCUCUGUCAAAGUCGGCAUAUAGUCGGCAAGUGCUACAGCUGCAGCUGCUAUCUCAGUAGUGAAGCAGAGAGCGACCACGAACCGGGAGACCCAUCGCUCGCGUCUGUCCGCGCGAGGUCUUCCCUUCUUCCCCCGAGAAAGAAUUGGAGAUCCCUUUUUCCUCCUGGAACUUAGUCUCUUUAUAUCUUUUUUUUCUCUCUCGCCCGUCGUUUUGCCCACCGUAGUGCAAAUUGAUCGGGUGCUGGUGUCGUGGCUGUUUGUUGUGUUGUUGUUGGUGGUGGUGCUGACUGAACCCAGUCUAGAGCAUGACGAGGAGGCACACGGUGAUCGUAAAGCUCAAGAGAUCCAACACAGGCAGGCCAUGGGGCAUAAGGAUCGCCGGGGGUGCCGAUCUAGGCACGCCGAUCGUUGUCACCCGCUCGGAGAACGAGGCGCUCCAGAGGGGUGACAUGAUCAAGAAGAUCGACGAUUACGACGCGCGCGACGUGAGGCAUGUAGACGCACAGAAUCUCCUCCAAAACUCCGAAACCAUAAAGCUAGUCGUCGAAAGGUCUGAGCCGUCGAGCGCCGCAAGAACAUCACGUACAACCACCGACACUACCAUCACCGCGUCACCAUCACCACCCACCAUUUUCAGGCCGACCGUUGGCAACUGGGCUGCGGCCACUAGUCUGUACAAACAGCCGAAAGAGCAUCCGCAAGAAUUGCCGAAGAGCCCAGUACCGCCGCCCUCGGUCGGCGUAUACGAGGAGUACAGGUCAACGCCGACUCCGGAAUUCGGUCUUCGCAGCACGAUCGUUUUCCCGCACGAACACCUCGACGAGAUCCGCGAGGAAAGGGUUCACCUGUCGCAGCCCUACCGCACGACUCCUCUGGUCUUGCCAGGCGCCAAGGUCAAGAAGGAUGCCCCUCUCGGUGAAUGCUACCUGCGGCACCAUCCGAAUCCGAUGAUCAGGGCGGCGCCCCAUCAUUACGAGCCGGCUCACCCUGAAGUCGCUAUGAAGCAAAAGGUGGCGGAAACGGUACUUCAGCGUGUCGUGGGACCGAAUGAAGUUCCAAAGAUUGUCCACAAGCAAUUCAACUCGCCGAUCGGACUCUACUCGGAUCAGAACAUCGCAGACACGAUCAAGUGCCAAGCGUCCGCCGUACCCAUUUUCAUAGACUUUUCCUUCCUGAAACAGAAACAGGAAAUACAGGAGCAAGCGAGAAUCUUGAAAGAGCAGGCCAAGGCCGCCUCCUCGAAGAACGUGUGGCCGCAAUUCAAUAGACCAAAUUAAACAAAACUUGUCGACAGACGUUCGAGACGUUUUCCGAUGCUUCUCGCACGUCGGAUCUACGACGGCAGAGUUUCCCGGUUAUCACGUGGACCGUUGGGCACGUUCUCUUGUUAAAGUACAGCAAAUUAUUGCAUUCGAUUGUUAGAUGGAUUAUUAAUUGAAUUUGUUAUACAAUUUAAUGAGAAAGAUUGUUAAAUUUAACAACAAAUUUGACGAUUCAGAUUGUCGAAAAAUUAUAGAGAAAUAAUUAUCACAAGUUUACAGAAGUAUUUUGGGUAUUGAUUAAAUUUAUGGUACAGUUCGACAAUUCGCCACGCUGUCGUUAAAAUGCUAUAAUUAAAUUUUUUUUUCAAGCGUCAAAAAUUUCUUCGAUUGCUAUCAAUGUUUUAAUUGAACGCGAUUCAACGUGGGCAAUGCAAUCAAUUUAAAGUUAGUUUAAUUGCCGAUGGAGUUUAACACAGCGAACGUGGCCACUCUUUGAUUAUACGAAUUCCUCGAAAUGAUUGUGCGAUUAUUAUACGUAUUUCGGGUUAGUUUGCCGUUCGCGUUACAUAGUAGAGAUCGUAGACACGAAUUAUUUGACGAAAUUGCGAAAUAAUGCGAGCCCGUGCAAAAAAAGGCUUUUCCUUCAGCAGUAAAAUUGUUGCAUGUAACAGAGUAGUGAAUAAUCAAUAAUGAAUACAGUAGUUGAGAAUAUCUACUAACUUCGUCGUUUCUUUAAUGAGUGUUCGUAUGCUUGUAUAUCGUAGAUACCGUGCACGAAUAAUUCGAGACGACUUUCGAAAAUUGCGCCGUUGGAAAUCUAUUUUCGCCACAUCUUUCGGCACGACGGGCGCCGCUGAGUAUUUAAUAAUGGGAAUAAAAAUAAUCUGAAAAUGAUACCUGCGAGAACAUUAAUUGAUAAGAGUCUAAGUAAAAAUGUAUUAAAGGUAUAUUUUCCCUCUCUUCCUUUUUUGUUACACAAUUAGAACAUAUAAUUUAUUUAGCAUCUUUUUUUAUACCGACGAGAAGAUCGUCACUUAAGACAAAAUUUGAAAAAACGAUGAGAAAGAAAUUAGUUCUUGUUAUAAAUUAAAAACCAGGGAGAGUGUAUUAAAAAACUGCGAGCGGAACUCAUGAUUCGAAAUACGUUUUUUCCGAGUCUACCUUUUGUGAAUAUUCCUCUUUCCCAAAGAUGAAAGGCGCAAUUUCCGAAGUGUCCGACGAACGCGUUCUUCUUGAUCGGGCAUGCACGCAGGGUUUGCACGAUGAGGAAUGACCGCUCUUUCUCGAUUGAACUCGGCUGGAGGACGCGUCUGAAAGUCGCUCUCGAACAGAUUAAAGUAAACAUAAGUAAAUGUGCAAGCGCAAAUUGGCAAAUUGUAACCCCCGGCCGCUGCUAACCGAUCCGGAUAGAAAACACAAAUAAAAAAAAA